ACUCCCUCCGUACUUGAAAAAAAAGGGGGAAAAAGAACCCCAGCACAGCAGGAACCCUAGUCCAAAACGAUCUGAAACAGAUCUGAAUAUCCAUAUCGGUCUUGAGUGUGGAGCUUCCAUCUCGUCUCCUCCAUUCCUCUCCUCCGCCAUUUCGCCCCCAUCAACUCGAUGCAGCGAGCCCAUCUCCACCGUCUACUGCUCAUCUCGUCCUGCCUCAUAAGAGAACUCCACCCUGAACUCAUGCCCCUUCUCUCCUAACACCGCCGGAGCCUGUGCAUAUCACUGUUCUAUUCAGAGACGUAUUCCGGCCGUUUCCGAGGAAUUCUACAUCGUCUCCGUAAUCCACCGGGAGUGUCCGAGGCUCUUCUCAUAGUGUUUUUGCGUCUGCCGCGCCAUUUCCCCACUGGUUGGGCGUGACAUUGCUUCAUAGCUACACAGGCAUGAUGAUCAGCAAACAACUUCUUCUGACAUAUCUGUAUCUCCUUAUUUAUAUUUUGCUCUCAUCUGGCGUCAUUUUGUACAACAAGUGGGUGCUCUCACCAAAAUAUUUCAAUUUCCCACUGCCCAUAACGCUCACCAUGAUUCACAUGGGCUUUUCUGGCUUAGUAGCAUUCUUUCUUAUCCGUGUUCUCAAGGUUGUGUCCCCUGUCAAGAUGACAUUUGAAAUAUAUGCAACGUGUGUGAUUCCAAUCAGUGCUUUCUUUGCAGCUAGUCUUUGGUUUGGCAACACUGCUUAUUUAUUCAUCUCUGUCGCCUUCAUCCAGAUGCUUAAGGCUCUAAUGCCAGUUGCCACUUUUGUCGUAGCGGUAAUUUGUGGAACAGACAAACUAAGAUGUGAUGUGUUCCUGAACAUGGUAUUGGUCAGCAUUGGUGUUGUUGUGUCCUCCUAUGGAGAAAUUCAUUUCAAUGUUGUGGGCACAGUUUACCAAGUCACUGGCAUAUUCGCUGAGGCUCUUAGGCUAGUUUUAACUCAAGUUCUUCUCCAGAAAAAGGGCUUAACUCUGAAUCCUGUCACUAGCUUGUAUUACAUUGCACCAUGCAGCUUCGUGUUCCUUUUCAUUCCAUGGUAUCUUCUGGAGAAGCCUGAAAUGGUAGUCUCGCAGAUUCAAUUCAAUUUUUGGAUUUUCUUUUCCAAUGCACUAUGUGCUUUAGCCUUAAAUUUUGCAAUAUUCUUGGUGAUCGGAAGAACUGGUGCUGUGACAAUCCGAGUUGCUGGUGUCUUGAAAGACUGGAUUCUUAUUGCCCUAUCAACUGUUGUUUUCCCCGAGUCAACAAUUACCAAACUUAAUAUCAUAGGCUAUGCCAUAGCAUUAUGUGGUGUCGUGAUGUACAACUAUCUUAAGGUAAAGGACGCUCGAUCAUCCCAACUUCCCGUUGUGGACCGACCUCUAAAGGACCUUAAGAUGGAGAAGAAGUCGUCUGAUUUGUUCGUACCAGAUGAUGUUAUUAGCAGCAGUGGAACAAGAAAUGGAUCCCAAGAUUCAAUGUCUGAUGAAGAGGCGCCGUUGAUUCCAACAGCUAGAAUCUCUCAUCUUGGACGAAGCCAACUUGGAGGCGGCAGCGGCCACUCUGCAUGACCUGUUUAACACACUGCUAGCUUUGUUUUGUUCGAUAGUAGAAAAAGUUAAGAAGCUGAGUUGAGGAUUGCCUGGAUUGGGACCAUCAGAGAUGUAUACCUUUUUUUUUGCGAGAAGAAAUUUCAAUGUUUUUAUUUCCAAGCCUCUUAAUUGCCCACUUCAUACUGUGAGUUAUUGUACUGUAAAUUUUUAAUCAAUGUUACCUAUACAAAGACUCAUCAUUUAUAUGCACGGAGUAAUGUUUUAAGCCGUUAAUCUUCAUGCUCUCGUUAUGUUCCUU
Messenger RNA from Cuscuta campestris, 1857 nucleotides. The record is from the annotation of a GenBank genome assembly. Lineage: Eukaryota; Viridiplantae; Streptophyta; Magnoliopsida; Solanales; Convolvulaceae.